AUGACGAUAAACCAUCGGAUGAUGAGACUUCAGUCUAAUGUUCACCGGAAGGCUCUUGCCCAUGGCUAUUGGAAGCCAUCGAGUAGUCGAUGGGCAUCAAAGUCGCUCAACUAUGAUCUUGUCGAGGAUUACGCCACCCAUCGAGAGACUGUUGCAGGAGCUAUGUCUGUAAUAUGUCCAUAUUCGAAUGAGGUGGAGGCGGUAGUGGCAGCAGUGGUAACAGCGGGUACGGUGACUGUGGUGGCAGCGGCAGCAGCGGCGGCCGUGAGCAGCGAUGACGGUGGCGGCAGCGGCGGCAGCAGUAGUGGAAAUAGCAGCAACGGCGGCAGCGACUGCAGCGGGGGCAGCGACGGCGGCAGCGACGGCGGCAGCGACGGCGGCAGCGACGGCGGCAGCGACGGCGGCAGCGACUGCAGCGGGGGCAGCGAGGGCGGCAGCGACGGCGGCAGCGACUGCAGCGGGGGCAGCGAGGGCGGCAGCGGCAGUGGGGGCGGCAGCGACGGCGGCAGUAACGGCAGCGGCAGCGGCAGGAGCGGCAGCGGCAGGAGCGGCAGCGGCAGGAGCGGCAGCGGCAGGAGCGGCAGCGGCAGGAGCGGCAGCGGCAGCAGCGGGAACGGCAGCGGCGGCAGCGGGGGCAGCGAGGGCGGCAGCGGCAGUGGGGGCUGCAGCGACGGCGGCAGCAACGGCAGCGGCAGCGGCAGGAGCGGUAGCGGCAGGAGCGGCAGCGGCAGGAGCGGCAGCGGCAGGAGCGGCAGCGGCAGGAGCGGCAGCGGCAGGAGCGGCAGCGGCAGGAGCGGCAGCGGCAGCACUAAUUUACUUCCAGUCACUACAGUUUUAUUAGGUAACACAGUACUGGGUCUUUUAUCCGGCUUCCAGAAAUCCGAAGUUACUAAAAAUCUGGCUAUUUCUGAAAUUGGCUGGUUUUGA
Messenger RNA from Octopus sinensis (East Asian common octopus), 927 nucleotides. Its product is annotated as keratin, type I cytoskeletal 9-like. The transcript is spliced from 3 exons. The record is from RefSeq and is a predicted model, not a curated record. Lineage: Eukaryota; Metazoa; Mollusca; Cephalopoda; Octopoda; Octopodidae. The coding region runs from base 1 to 927 and encodes 308 amino acids.